AUGGCGAGUCAGAAUCUGGUUGUGGUUUUGAAGUAUAUCUCUGUGUUGUGUGGCCGUAUUGACAAUGCAGCAGCUGCACAAAAACUAAACAGAAUUCAUUUCAGGUUGAGAAAGAAUCCAUUUGAAAGCAGCAGCAUCUCCUUGGGUUCAAAGAUGCUUCUUUACUGUGCUGCUUUCUUGUGCAUCCUUAUCAUCUUUAAUGGAGGUGUUGUCGCAUCGCCUUUAACACUUGAGGAACUCGCUUCAAAAAUUGGCAAUCAUCACAUGCUGAGGAAUGUAACUCCUGCUCUUCUGAAAAAUGUCCACAAACCUGAAAUUUAUGAAGAAUAUCUGGCAAGAGACUGCAGGGCUGCUUUUCGCCGUGGUAGGAGGGAAAGUGGCCUGUACGUCAUCCGUCCCAAACACUCUCCCUUACUUGUGGUCUACUGUGACAUGGAAUAUGAUGGAGGAGGCUGGACUGUGUUGCACAGAAAUGACGUCAACCAAAAAUUACUUUGGUCAAGCACAUGGAAAGAUUAUAAAAAUGGCUUUGGGGACCUAGCAACAGAUCACUGGCUUGGCAAUGACAAUAUCCACCACUUAACCAAACACAAUGCCUACUCUGUGCGGUUCCUCAUAGUUGACAGCGAGGGGGAAAUGAAGCAUGCUGACUACCAUAGCUUCAAGGUAGAUAGUGAAGGUGCUGGCUAUGCACUCAGGCUAGGGAACUAUUCAGGGGAUGCAGGGGAUGCUUUGACCACAGUAGGAGAAUCAGGUGUCCAUGAUAACAUGAGGUUUUCCACCCAUGACCAGGAUAAUGACCGGAGGACCAACACAAACUGUGCAUUAGACAAUGCUGGUGGCUGGUGGUACGAUAACUGUUACUCAGCGCUUCUAAACAGCGGCAGCCACAUACGUUGGAGAGGAUUGUGCACAGACAUUAGAAAGUGUAAAUCAGCAGCCAUCCUGAUUAGACCAAAUGGACAAAAUUGCAACCUACCGUCAAGAUUCUAAUAUCUUUGAGAUAUGAAUUGUUGCUUACAACUUUAAAGUUUUUCUUUUACUUUAUAUAAGCCCUAAGAAUCAUCUACUAAUAUGCUGUUUGUAUCGUUUGAAGAUUUAGAGUAUGGUACCUUGAGAAUUUCUCUUGCACAGUUUCCAGUGGGAUAAAAUUCGAGCAGCCAAAAGUACAGCUCUCAUUCUUUUCAAUACUGAUAAUUCAGGUAAACUUCAUUGGGAAGUUUGAUUUUAUUGUUUCACCUGUUUCAAAAUAGCUAUAAAGAAUUUCAGCCCGACAGUAUAAAGCCAGUGCUAAAUUCAAGAGCAAUGAAAUAGUUCAUGUAUCUCCAUGUUAGAAACAAUGACAGGCUGUUGAAAACAGAAGAAGUUGAAGUGUAGAGUUGAUAUAUCUUAACCUCUCUAUCUUGAAAUGCAAAAACAUAAACUUUACUUAUGAUUUACAAAUACCUGUAAUAAAAGAAGAUA
This is a messenger RNA of Sphaerodactylus townsendi, 1464 nucleotides long. Its product is annotated as fibrinogen-like protein 1-like protein. The transcript is spliced from 3 exons. The record is from RefSeq and is a predicted model, not a curated record. Bases 1 to 993 code for a protein of 330 amino acids. NCBI's taxonomy places the organism in Eukaryota, Metazoa, Chordata, Lepidosauria, Squamata, Sphaerodactylidae.